AUGCGCACUGUGCCGCGGGGCUGCUUGAGGCGCGGACGGAUGGACAUGGCGGCGAUUGGAGCGACCGUCGAUAGCGGCGCCUCACGCCGCUGCCUCGCCACCCAGUACUUCAACGAGGAGGAGAACAACGCCAUCGAGAGUCUGACCACCAGCGAGAGGGUGGUGGAUUUGCUGAAUCAGGCUGCGCUCAUUGUGACUGACAACAAAAUCACUGUUCUCAAACAGGUUCAAGAGCUGAUUGUGAAUAAGGAUCCCACCCUCCUUGACAACUUUCUCGAUGAAAUCAUUGCAUUUCAGUCAGAUAAAUCCAUUGAUGUUCGCAAGUUUGUGAUUGGAUUCAUGGAGGAGGCAUGCAAGCGGGACAAUGAGCUGCUGCCGAAGCUAAUCGCUAACCUCAACAUGCUGCUGAAGGACGAGAACGUCAAUGUGGUGAAGAAGGUUAUUUUGACCAUGACCCAACUGUACAAGGUGGCACUGCAGUGGAUGGUGAAGUCAAAAGUCAUCAAUGAAAUGGAGGAGGCGUGCUGGGAUAUGGUUAGCGUCAUGAAGGAUGACAUUGUCUUGAUGCUGGACUCUGAUAAUGACGGAAUCCGAACUCAUGCCGUCAAAUUCAUCGAGAGUUUAAUCAUCACCCUGUCACCUCGCACUCCCGAUUCUGACGUGCCGAGGAGGCAGGAGAACGACAUCAGCCUGGAUCGCAUUGUGAGGGAUCACUCUUGCAUCAAAGCCAGUGCACUUCAAGAAGAGGGUAAAAUGGCUCUGGAUCAGCUCCUGAAAUUCAUGGUUCACCCUGCCAUCUCCAGCAUCAACCUUACAGCUGCCCUGGGCUCCUUGGCCACCAUCGCAAGGCAACGACCCAUGUACAUGUCUGAAGUGAUCCAGGCAUAUGAAACCCUUCAUGCCAACUUGCCGCCGACGUUGGCGAAGUCGCAGGUCAGCAGCGUGCGCAAGAACCUGAAGCUGCACUUGCUGAGCGUUCUCAAGCACCAGUCCUCCUUCGAGUUCCACGCCCAGAUCACCACGCUGCUCCUGGACCUGGGCACGCAGCAGCAGGAGAUUGUGCGCAACAUGCCCAGCCUGAAGGACGUGAGGAAGCGACACCGCGAGGAGACUGACCAGGGGCUGAAGAAAAUCAAAAUAGAGCCUUUAGGAGAAGAUGAUGAAGACAAAGAUCUUGAGCAAGCGUCCGUUUCCAUGGUUAAACCAUCGUCAUCCCAGAACACGCAGUCUGCCAUUGAUGUUUCAGCACAGUAUCUAAUGCCUCUGCUUUCGCCAGAGAACGUGGCGAAUUUGGUUCUGAUCAGCAUGGUCUAUUUACCAGACGUGAUGCCGGCAUCCUUCCAGGCUACUUAUACCCCAGUAGAGUCGGCAGGGACGGACGCCCAGAUUAAACACUUAGCCCGACUCAUGGCCACACAGAUGACGUCAGCAGGUCUCGGACCAGGUGUUGACCAGAUGAAACUUCAGGCCGAUGACGACUCGAAACUGGGGAAAGAUGUUAAAAGUGACGGCCUGGUCAUCAAGCGGCGCUACUCCACGUUGCGUAAGGGGCAAGCGAUAUCUGUCGUGGGGGCACCCGUACCUUUCUCGCAGCCCGGGAAAGAGGAGAUGCAAACGAAGCGGCGUCCAGAGCCCAUUAUGCCUUCCAGUCAGCAAAGGCUGAUGAGUCAGAGCGGACGGAAGAAGGUUUUCCGACUGUGCGAUGUGUUGCAGCAGCUGCCUGUGGAGAAGAUGGACAAGCUGAAGAUUGGAGCUCUGCAGCGUAUCCUCAACUCUGAGAAAGCAGUGGCACGAGGUGGAGCUGGUCCGAUUCGUGUGAAGAUCCUGGCACGUCUCGUGACGCAGUUUGACGGGAAAAUGAAAGGGGAGAUGCUGGAUUUCAUCCUCGAGGACAUUCGAAACCGCGUUGAUCUUGCCUUUGCGUGGCUGUACCAAGAGUAUAACCUGUACCUCAGCCACUGGCCCAACGGCAUGCUUGACAAUUAUGAUGCGUGCCUGACCAGCCUGUUGUCGGGCUUGCAGGAGAAACCAGACCAGAAGGAUGGACUGUUUACAAAGCUGGUUCUGGAGGCUCCGUGCAUAACUGACAAUGCAUUGGAGGUGAUCCGGAGAUACUGUGAGGAUGAGACUCGCAUCUAUCUGGGAAUGUCGACACUGAGGGACUUGGUCUUCAAACGCCCAUCAAAACAGCUGCAGUACCUGCAUGUGCUGCUGGAUCUAAGCUCUCACGAGAAGGAUAAGGUCCGUUCACAGGCACUGAUGUUCAUUAAACGAAUGUAUGAGAAGGAGCAGCUACGCGAGUACAUCGAGAAGUUUGCCCUGAAUUACUUGCAGCUGCUCGUUCAUCCCAACCCGCCCUCUAUUCUGUUUGGGGCCGACAAAGACACAGAGGUGGCAGCUCCUUGGACGGAGGAGACGGUGAAACAGUGCCUGUAUCUGUACCUCGCCCUGCUUCCCCAGAACCAUAAACUCAUUCACGAGCUGGCUGCUGUCUACACGGAGGCCAUCGCUGACAUUAAACGCACGGUGCUGCGGGUCAUUGAGCAACCGAUUCGAGGAAUGGGAAUGAAUUCACCUGAGCUUCUCCUGCUGGUGGAGAACUGUCCGAAAGGUGCGGAGACACUCGUCACUCGCUGCCUGCACAUUUUAACAGACAAAGUGCCUCCGUCCCCUGAGCUGGUGAAGAGGGUCCGUGAUCUCUACCACAAGAGGGUCCCCGAUGUCCGAUUUCUGAUCCCGGUGCUUAACGGCCUUGAGAAGAAAGAAGUAAUCCUGGCGCUGCCCAAGCUGAUCAAACUCAAUCCCAUCGUGGUGAAGGAGGUCUUUAACCGGCUGCUGGGAACCACACACAUGGGUGAAGGAGGCUCUGCAGCGAUCUCACCGUUGACCCCUGGUGACCUUCUCAUUGCCCUGCACAACAUCGACUCUAACAAGUGCGACAUGAAGUCAAUAAUCAAAGCGACGAACCUGUGCUUUGGUGAGAGGAACGUGUACACGUCGGAGGUUCUUGCUGUUGUGAUGCAGCAGCUGAUGGAACAGAGCCCACUGCCCAUGCUGCUGAUGAGAACCGUAAUCCAGUCGCUCACCAUGUAUCCACGUCUUGGGGGUUUUGUCAUGAACAUCCUGUCCCGACUCAUCAUGAAACAGGUCUGGAAGUAUCCCAAGGUGUGGGAAGGCUUCAUUAAGUGCUGCCAACGGACAAAGCCGCAGUCAUUCCAAGUGCUGUUGCAGCUUCCACCCACGCAGCUCACCAACGUCUUCGAGAAGUGCCCGGAGCUCCGAGAACCUCUCUUGACGCAUGUGCGUUCGUUCACACCGCACCAGCAAAACCACAUUCCAAAAUCGAUAAUGAUUGUGCUGGAGGCCAACUCCAAGUCAGAAGGAGAACCAAUGGAGGCUAAACCGAUGAAUGAGGAAGAGCUGCAACACCUGACCAUUGUUCAUGCGCAGAAGGAUAUGAUCAACAUGCGCCUGGCUCAAGAGAAAGCCUUGAAGAGGAAACUGGAGGAGGAGCAGAAGUUCAAGCAGCAGCAGCUGGCAGCCCAGUUACACUCCGUCCUCGCCCUGCCGAGCCUCAUGUCGCUGAAGCCCCUCGGCCUGACAGUCCCUGUCUCUCCAGACCUGGGAAUCUUAAAGCCCCUCAUCCAGCCUUUGCUGGGCACCUUCAUGCAGCCCCCUCCCAACCCCAGUGCGCAUGCUCCGUUGAAAGCCCUCGCCCCACCUCCAGUGAGUGCCCCUGCCCUGGCUCCAUCCAUUGCCCCUCUUCUGACCGUCGUGGCAUCCCCCGCCAAGCCUGCCGUUGGCUCGCCCGGAGAGGCCGCCAAAGCUCCUCCCCCCAGCCAGGCAGCCGCCAGCCCCCUUGAUCAGCCCGCCCGGCCCCCUCCCACCCUGGUGGCCAAGUCCGCCGCCGUGCUGCCAGUGGGGGAGCCGAUGGAGGUCGGCAGCUCUGCCCCCGAUUCCGACGCCGUUCAAGAGCCGCCGCACCCGACCAUCACCAUCAACGUGAAGGAGGAAGAUGAGAGGCCCAUGGCUCUGGAUGAACCGUCCCAGGCAGUGGUGGUCAUGGACACUGGGCCCGAGGGACAGAUCGUACUCGAGGAUACAAUGGCGGGGGAACAAGCUAGUCAACAGCCUCUGCUCCACGAAGUUGGUCACCUGGUGGCGGCGGACAUGACUGAGAGGGUCAUCCUCAUCCGGGACGAGCCGCCAGUGGUGGGCGAGCCGGCUUCUGGCGGAGAGCGAGCGGCCAAGCCCCCCGGUGAGGAGCCGGACGUGGUGCCCGAGGAGACUAGUGGCGAGGGGAGCCAGGACACAGGAGACGGAGAGCAGCAGCCCGUCACCAAACGCAAGUCUGCUCUGAGGAAAAGCCCCUAACACAGACAUGUCCUUUACCUUGUCACCACUCGCGGCAGCAAAACGCUGUCUGAAGCAGACAAAGUAAAGUCUCGUACUAUAAAGGACAGUGGAAGCCCUGCCUCCUGCUGGAAUAGUGCCAGGGAGUCUGGUUUAAUUAUUUUUUAAGUUAGUAGUUAAUUCCACAUGGGCUAUAUUUAAAUAACCGGCCGCUGUUUAUUUAGCCGAUGAUAGUGGUUGAGGGGAGAGUGUCGUUCAGAGUACUUUGCUCCACUUUGACGAGUUGGCACAAGCUACGCUAGUUGACUGUUCCGAUUGUGGACUCAUGCCUUGUAUACCCGGAUUUGAGUUCGAAGCCUCCUCCUUUCACUCGGCUCUGCCCAGCUGGUCAACCAAAACUCUUGGCGUCGUCCAAGAUCGCCAAGCAUUGGAAACGUCCAGCCGGUUGUCUGCCAUUUUCGGGCACUUCACUGCCCACCCGAUUGAGAGUAACAGCCCUGCUCUGCCUGCUCCGGAUAUAUUUAUGCAACUUGGGGGGAAAAAAACGGCCCAGAACGGAUCCAAAGGCAACCUGGAACUGGGAUUGAAUCUCGGAUAAACAUGCACAUCGGCUGUUUCAGAAUUCCAAUGGGUUUAGCACAUCUACUGCGCGUGGAGACACGAGAUCCGAACAUAAUUCUCAACAGUCGUAAACUCUUGAGUGGAAACCAACUCUGAACAGUGGCAACACCUGUUUGUUUCCUUUAGAAAUUCUAUAAAAUACGUUUUUUGUGUUUAUUUUAAAGUUUUGCGGAUGUCUGGUUGUUUUUCUUUGUGAAAAGAGACUGUGUGGUACGUGGAGUGGGCUGACUGCUCUGGAGUUUUACCUCUGAAGCUGUAAAAAAGUGACAUGAAUAAAAGUUUGGAGAGUUGGAAA
This is a messenger RNA of Amblyraja radiata (thorny skate), 5269 nucleotides long. It is a transcript of the gene sympk, whose product is annotated as symplekin. The transcript has 26 exons. Bases 1 to 4374 code for a protein of 1457 amino acids. Gene Ontology annotation, cellular component: mRNA cleavage and polyadenylation specificity factor complex. The record is from RefSeq and is a predicted model, not a curated record. NCBI's taxonomy places the organism in Eukaryota, Metazoa, Chordata, Chondrichthyes, Rajiformes, Rajidae.